Messenger RNA from Annulohypoxylon maeteangense, 3953 nucleotides. Its product is annotated as OPT-domain-containing protein. The transcript is spliced from 2 exons. Gene Ontology annotation, molecular function: oligopeptide transmembrane transporter activity. Gene Ontology annotation, biological process: transmembrane transport. The coding region runs from base 564 to 3728 and encodes 1054 amino acids. The record is from RefSeq and is a predicted model, not a curated record. Lineage: Eukaryota; Fungi; Ascomycota; Sordariomycetes; Xylariales; Hypoxylaceae.
AAGGUAGCUUGUGUAUCACAAACCGCCUUUGGUUUCUUUUGGCUUUUUCUUUUUCUUCAAGCUCUGCUGUCAUACUAGAACUACGGAACUAUUAGCCCUAUAUAUCCAUCUCGCUUUACACAAAAUACACGGAAGUACAAAAUCUCGACUUAUCUACCUAGUACCUUCAAUUAGGAAAUCAAAAUCGUAAGGUACAACAUCAGUUCAGCCGAUCUUGCCUACAUGUAUCUAGCACGGGUCAAAAAGUACUACAUUAUGUAGUACAUGUACUAUUACACACACGUGCAGUUUGCUAAAGCAGGAGUAGGGGUACCUCGGAUAGCUCUAAGAUGAACAUUAACCAGAGUCCACUCUUCCCGUCCGGCGGCAACCUUCACCAAGAAAAUCCACUUAUUAGACUCACAUUUUUUGAUAGGCCCGAAGGUACUACCUCUGCCUGUGUAGUUCGUGUACGCUGUAAAUGCAAAAUUGCGCCUUCCCGUGCGGGAUACAACUGGAUACCUAGGACUGGAUAUGACCAAGCCAUCGCACCUGCGGCUACUACGUAACUUUAGACCAAAGAGAUGGCAUCGAUUUCCUCAAAUAGCAGGGAUAAUUUAUCGCUUAUGCCCUUAGAUCCUCGAGACCCCCAAGAUGUCCACAAUGACCAAUCUGAAUUCCUCCCAUUACGACCCAUAAACACCAACACAAGUAGGAGCUCCGCCCAACCCUGUCUACCCGCAGGCGCAGAUCCAGUCCAAGUCUUAGACCCCACGCAACCCACGCCGCUAACUUUCCAAGAUACAAAUAGUGCUGCCUCCUUGUCACCUGAAUCCCGAUUCCCUAUUAGUACUACGCCUCGCUCUCCUCGCUCUCCUCACUCUCCCUCGAGCUCGAGCCAUGACUUCCAAUACAUCGAACUCGAUUACGAGGAGGCGAAUCAUAACUCUACCGUCGAAAGCCGACGAGGUUCGACAAUUAUGUCGAAAGCCCCCCUCUUGAUUCGCUCCUCUCCAGGCUUCGGAACUGGCUCUUACGGAGCUGCGCCUGUACAACCCGAGACCAGUGACUCAGAUACCGAGCGUGACAACGAGGAUGAUGACCUAGUGUCUCCCAGCAAAAGAACCAGCGCGGAGAUUUACCAUUCCAGGCGACAUCACUCCGUUGACACUGGUCGUUCGACCAUAUUGCGAACAAGCACAUCCUCCUUAAACCGAAGACGAAAAAGCCUCUCUGAACAGAUCGGAGGAUCAUCAGUAGCUGACGGUCCCGAGGGUCGCUCUAGUAUCAGUGAAAGACCUUUAACAAACGAUCUUGCUCCCGAAGUAAACUCGGAUAACUCGGUUGCCGACGACGAAGAUGGCUCCGAUGAUGCGAAUGAUGGAUCCGACCCAGAUCCCCCCGAUAACUCUCCAUAUCCCCAAGUCCGCGCUUCGGUCUCUCCAACCGAUAAUACCACUCUAUCCAUAAAUACUCCUCGCAUGUGGAUACUAUCUACCUUAUUCUCCAUACUCGGUUCUUCCACAAAUCUCUUCUUCUCCUUGAGAUACCCUAGCGUUUCGAUUACACCUGUCAUAGCAUUACUUCUCGUUCAUCCCCUUGGUCUCUUAUGGGACUUCUUUCUAAAGCGGCCGGACGACCCUCCCGACGAAUUCGAAGAGGGCCUGCGACUAGAGAGGCCAGACGGAAAUGCGCCGGCUACCUUCAAAGAGAGAAGUCGGCUUGGGCGCUUCCGCCUAUGGCUAGCACAAGGCUCUUGGAAUGAGAAAGAGCAUAGCUGCGUAUACGUGAGCAGUAAUGUGUCUUUCGGCUUUGCAUUUGCAACAGACAUUAUCGUCGAGCAAACUCAAUUCUAUAAACAAGAUGUUAGCAUUACUUACCAACUACUACUUACUCUCUCCACCCAAAUUUUGGGUUAUACCUUCGCCGGCUUGACCAGGCGCUUUUUGGUACGCCCGGCUGGAAUGAUUUGGCCGGGUACUUUAAUGUCUGCUGCCAUGUUUACCACUUUACAUAAAGAAGAGAACAAGCCUGCGAACGGGUGGACGAUCAGCAGGUGGAAGUUCUUCUUCAUCGUUUGGAUAUCUGGAUUUUUCUUCUACUUCCUUCCUGGUUUACUGAUGCCAGCGUUAAGUUAUUUCAACGUGAUCACCUGGAUUGCCCCGAAUAACCCUGUAGUCGCGAAUCUUUUUGGAGUAGCCUCUGGCUUGGGUCUGUUUCCGCUUACCUUUGACUGGGCGCAGAUCGCAUACAUUGGAUCGCCUUUGCUAACCCCAUUUUGGGCGGCCAUGAAUGUCAUCGGGGGCUUGGUGAUAGUGAUGUGGAUUAUUGCGCCGAUUGGAUAUUAUUCCAACUUAUUCUACUCGUCCUACAUGCCUAUUCUGUCGUCGUCGGUUUUCGACAACACCGGCAAGAUAUACGAUGUCAGUAAAAUCUUGACCGCAGAUUUUCUCUUCGAUAGAGAAGCGUAUUCGAAGUAUAGUCGGGUGUUUCUCCCGAUCACAUAUGUCCUCAGUUAUGGACUUCAAUUCGCUGGGUUAGCGUCGCUCCUAACACAUACUACUUGCUGGCAUGGUAAGGAUAUAUACACCCAGUGGAAGCGUUCCUUGAAGGAAGCCGAGGAAGAUGGUAGACCAACCUACCAACCGCUCGCGAGCGAAAAUAAUGGGGGAGCCCCUAAUGGAGAUCAACCUAGCAUCACGAGGUCGAGUUCGACUUUUGACAAUAUUUUGAGCCACGAAGAUGUCCACAACCGCCUUAUGAGGAGAUAUAAAGAUGCACCUAUCACGUGGUAUUUGUUGACGUGUAUUUCGAUGACAGCGAUAGGAAUUUUCGUCGUCGAAUAUUAUCCGAUUCAUCUGCCGUGGUAUGGGCUGCUACUCGCUCUUGGAAUAUGCGCCGUGCUGUUCAUACCCAUCGGUAUCGUCAUGGCAGUGACGAACCAACAUAGUAGUAUCUAUCUUAUAUGUCAGCUCAUCUGCGGCGUAGUCUUUCCUGGGAGACCCGUUGCCAACAUGGUCUUCGUAACGUACGGCUACAUUUCGUCUGCUCAAGGCAUCAAGUUUGCAGCAGACCUGAAACUGGGACAUUAUAUGAAGAUUCCGCCAAGACUCCUAUUCUCGGUUCAGAUGGUCGCAACGAUCAUCUCCUCAAUCACGCAAAUUCUUGUACUAAAUUGGAUGUUUGUGAACGUGCCAGGAAUAUGCACUCCUCAAGCUAUGAACGGCUUUACCUGCCCGAUCGCUCGCGUCCAUUUCAACGGCUCCAUAUUGUGGGGCGUUGUCGGACCUGCAGAGUUCUUCGGGCCAAACGCCACAUAUCGCCCCCUCGUAUGGUUCUUUCUCAUCGGUGCCAUCGCCCCGAUACCGCUGUGGCUAUACGGCCGCAAUAAAAAGUCUAGCAUCGUUCGAAAGAUCAACCUACCCGUCCUAUUCGGUUCCCUGAGCUGGAUCCCGCCAGCGACCGGUCUCAACUUUUCCGUCUGGGCCGUGGUUUGCUACAUCUUUAAUUACCUGAUCAAGAACCGGGCCUCGGCCUGGUGGGCCAAGUACACGAUGACACUCAGCGCGGCACUAGACUCCGGCCUCGCUUUCGGUAUCGUCAUCGUGUUCUUCGGAUUCAUAUACCCCGGCUGGAUGGACGGUUUCAGUUGGUGGGGUACAGAGGUGUAUAAACAGGGGUGCGACUGGCAGGCUUGCUCAUAUAAUACGGUGCCGAAUGGAAGCCAUUUCGGCCCGGAUAAGUGGUAGAAUGAUGGCGUCUAAAGACGUAUGUGGUUAUGUAGUUAUGUGUUAUGCCGGAUUGGAUCGACGACAGAGUAUUUGUUUGUUUUGACGGCCAGCAUGGAUGAUUUGGUUUUGAGGCGCGCUUGGCAUAUGCAUAUACGGCUCACGGCCUAGAAUCUAGAUCUCGCUACAUAGUUGACGAAUACACUCGUAGAUUAUUGAAUAACAAUGUCAGGCUUGAUAGGGUUU